GUUGUCUGCCUGAACUCUCACCCUGGUGGUCGGGAAAUGUCAAAGAGAGGCCCGUGCCGCAGCAAGGGGGCGUUACGGGGGGGUAAAAAAACAAUUGCCUUUAUUGUUAUAUUUGCACGCACUUCAUUUUUUCUUAGUCUCGCCACUAAUACAAGCAUCAAAAACGACCACCACGCCGACCGCCAAAUCCUACGGUGUAGCAGCCUCCGUCGCAAUCAUUGCCAAACAUGAGAAAUGAAACUUUUGUGCACUGGGACUGGAUGCUCUUAUCAGCACACCCCAUUUCCGCCAUGACACCCAGCAGAGGAUUCUGGGAUUGACGCAAGCAUCACUCCCACUGAUGGCCUGGACCAGGUUUCAGCUGGCCUGCUGAAGCUAUGGGGAGCUGCUGGAGCUGUCUAUACAGAGACACUAUCCAAGACAACCAUCUCAACAAAUUCAAGGUGACUAAUGUUGACGAUGAGGGAAAUGAGUUGGGUUCAGGAACAAUGGAGCUCACACAGACAGAGCUCAUUCUGCACACACGCAAACGUGAUGCCAUCCGGUGGCCGUACCUCUGCCUGCGCCGCUACGGUUAUGAUUCCAACCUCUUCUCUUUCGAGAGUGGCCGCCGUUGCCAGACGGGACAAGGGAUCUUUGCAUUCAAGUGCUCUCGUGCAGAAGAGAUCUUUAACCUGCUGCAGGAGUUGAUGCAGUGUAACAGCAUCAACGUGGUGGAGGAGCCCAUGAUCAUGACCCGGCCCGGGCAUGCACCAGAGAUGGACAUGCCUCGAACUCCACAGACACCCAAUACCCCUGGAUUCCCGAUGCAGGGUUUUCCUAAUGGAUACCCAGGAUACCCAAUCAGUGCAGACUCAUCACAGCCCUCUCUCGCCAACGAUCACAGACACACCCUCAUGGGACUGGAUGACCAAACCCAUACGUAUGUGAAUACAGUGGGAAUGGAAACAGAUCUUUCUAGCCGCCACUGUGUCCACUCCCUGCCUGAAGUGCGGCCCACCACCUACCCGGAAACCUCAACUACCACCACCAUGCGUGGGGGCCCAGUCCCAGGCCAGCCCAGCUUGCACUGCUGCCCCCUGGACGACCCUCACAAAGACCCUCAGGUCUUCCUCCAGCCUGGAGCCCAGGAGGUGAAGUUCAUGUUGGGUCCAACCCCAGCACAGCGCCACCUAAUUGAAAGAGACAGAGAACGCCACAUCGCUCACCCGCAUCGAGCACCUGACGGUAGCUCUGAGACAGAGGGAGAAGAGUCCGUACACAUGUGCAACACACACUCCUACCACCAUUGCCACCAUUUAAUGCACCGACACCAGAGUAUGGAGCCUUCCCCAGAAAGCCAGCUAACAUAUGAGAAUAUCAAUGGACUUAGAGGGGGACGCAGACAAAGGCUGAGUCCAAGCACCGUUUCUCAGUCGCAGUCGUUGGGCUCCAGUAGCAGUAGCAGCACCACUGGUGAUUCCCGCACACAUGCACAUCCACACUCCCUCCCACUCACGCACACACACGCUUCCUCACUGCCUCCGCAGGCAUACGGAUGUGACCGGGGAAUGGGGGUCGGUGGCCAUCGUCGCACUGCAUUGCUCAACUAUGAGAACCUUCCAUCGCUACCACCAGUUUGGGAAUACCGUGCACUUCAGCGGGAGGAAGAGGAGGAUCAGGGUGAAGAUGAGGAUGAGGACGAGUAUGAGGAGGAAGAGGAGGAAGAGUAUGAUGAGUAUGAGUAUUCAGAAGGACCUGUUACUCCAAACGGAUAUCAUCAGGAAAGUGGCGGCACCGGUGGGAUUCAUCGUGACGCUCUGCAGAACUACGUCAACACUGAACAACUUCAGCCUCCAACACUUCUUCAUCAUUCUUGCCCUCCCCACCCUCACCCACCUGAGAGGGCAAACCGCGUUUUCAACUUCGACUUUAGACGUCAGCGAGGAGGACGUGGCAGCGCCACCUGCGAGCAGCACGGCCGUCACCCACCUCCCCCUCCCUCUCGCCAGCUCAACUACAUCCAGGUGGACCUGGAGGGUGAGCCCUCUGGUUGCUUGGGACAUGGGGGCGGGGUUACAGUUCCGCAGAGACCACCUCCCCUUAAACGUGGCAUGGCUGCUGCCGCCGCAGCUCCCUCCUCUCGGCGUGGAGAAUGCUAUGCCGUGAUUGACCUAAAGAAGACAGCAGCCAUGUCUAACCUGCAAAAAGCUCUCCCUCGGGACGAUGGCACCUCACGAAAGACACGCCACAACAGCACCGACUUGCCUCUGUGAGAGAGAAAGGGAGAGAUAGACAGAGUUACAGGUAUGACAAGAAUAUAACUGAGGGGAAUAAAGGGAAAUAGUAAAGAUAUAGUUCACCCAAAAAUGACAAUUAUGUCACCAUUUACUCUCCCUAAUAUUUCUCCAAUCCCUUCCAUGGAACACAAAAGGAGAUGUUCGGCACAUUGUUAGUCUCAGUCACCAUUAACUUUCAUUGUAUGGAAAAAAGAUGCUGAGAAUAACAAUGUGCCUAACAUCUCAUGUUGUAUUUAACGGAGGAAAGAGAGUCAUAUGGGUUUUAAACAACAUGAGAGUGAGUAAAUUAUGACAGAAUUUUCAAUUUUUGAUGAACUAUCCCUUUAAGGAAAGAGAGUUCUGGUGGUAUUUUCAUCCCACCAUAAUAGUGGAGCCUCGAUUUUCUCAUUUCUACACUUUAUACUCAUACCAACUGCUGCUUGAUGAAAUAGUAACUCCAUUGAGCAUUUUUUUAUUUAUUUAUUCUUACAUUUUGCGUGCGAAAGUUGGGAAAUGAUAGUGUUUUUUGGUUUCUGUCUGGGCUUUGGGCCAAAGAUUUGGGUACAGACAAAAUAUAAUUAAUUCAGGAAGUUUAUCUGCAGUGUUUCUACUUCUUAAAAGUUAAAGUUAAAUGUCUUAAUCCUUUAUUUUAUUUAGUUUUUUGGUUGAAUAUAAUUUUGAGACUAGUUAGUGGAUUAUUUAAAGGUAUAGCUCACCCAAAAAUGAAAAAUCAGUAAUCAUCUACUGAUCUACUCACGUCAUUUGUCUUUUUCCAUUUUUUUUUAUUUUUGGAGAUGUUCCAAGUAUUCGCAACCCCCCUACUUCAUUCCCUUACCCCAGCCAUAACAGUAGACCUACUUUAAACACAAGUAAAAACAAUAAAUACAAAACAUAAUUAUUUAUAAGUUGUAACAAAAAUGUAUUAUAUUCCCUCACUCCCCCAAUGUAACCUAUGGCAAAUAUUUAUUAUCAAUCUAUUUCUGCCUAAAGUACAGUUAGUGUUACUAUAGUUAAUUCAAGGGUGGUGAUGUAGAAUUCUGUGUCAAGUUCAAAUUAUUUCUGCUUCUUGUGCCUUGCUUCUCAGUGAUCCUCGCAAAGCUGCGAGUUAAAGAGCUCAAGCUUUAAGAGCUUUGUGCUUGCGCUGCUCUGUCCAUUGAGCCGUAUCCAUCUACAGAGCCAUACAGGUGCAUUAGCCGAGGUUGUGCCUCCGCCUGUGUAUUUGACGCUGCUAAAUCAGAUACUUAAGAUGCGUCGCUAGACUUCAAAAUCAGAUGGACCGUGCUACAAAUGCAUACCAACCCGUAUAAUUGAAAACCAACUGAUAUACUCCAAGUCCUAUGGGAGGAUUUUCAGGACUAUUUUCAAAACAAAUUGCAAAUUGUUUUUGCAAUUGCGGUUUCUAUUUGCGGAUGCAUAAAUUGUGACAUAAUCCAAAUGCAAUUGCAAAUUGCGUAAUACCAUUUGCAUUUUAUUUUACACAAAUGUACAGUCUGCCAAAUUUCAAUUGAAAAAGCAAAGUCCGUUUGCAAUUGCAUUUCCUAUGUGUUAUGAGUUAUGACCCUGUCAUAUUGAAAAUGCAAUAUUAAUUACCCCGUUUGCUAUUUCAAUUCCUCGACCUCCCGUAUGGAGCCUGCCAAAAUUCAGAUGGAAUCGCAAUUCCCUUUUGCGUUUGCAUUUCCGAUGCCUCACACAGACACCUGUCAAUCAGUAUUGGGGGUGGGAGUUUAUACUGUGGGGCAUGUUUGUAAUUGGAAGUGACAUCAGUCACAGUCGAGUGCAUUUCAGAACACCUGCCGCCUUGCUGUCGAUGACCAAGAACGAGAUGUGCAUUUGUGUACAUUAUUUAAGCUUUCCACUAAGGAUGGGUAUUGAAGCUGAGUGAAGCUCUGAUGUUUUCUGCUGAAUGUUUCGGGAAACGUUUCUAACAGCAAAUGGACUUUGCAUCUCCAAUUGAAAUUUGGCAGACUUUGUAUGUUUGUGUAAAUGAAAAUGCAAACGGUAUUUUGCAAUUGCAUUUGGAUUGUCAAAAUGUAUGUGUCCACAAAUAGAAAACGCAAUUGCAAAUGCAAUUUGUUUUGAAAAUGGUCCUGAAAAUCUUUCCAUACAAGUCUAGAUAAAUGUAUUAAUGCAAAGAGGAACUUGACGAUAGAUUUGAAUAUUAUGACUGAUAAACGCCCCCCAUUUGUAACCUAACGCCCCUCUCUCUACUAAUUUGCUCUCAUCGCCCCCUGGCACCAUUUGAACGCCCCCGUUGAGAACCUCUGGCCUAGUUUAAGAAACAUUUGCAAACGUUUUCGCCUAACCAAGAAAACUAUCACUUAAGCAAAGACAAGCUUUUCAUCACGGUAAAGACACUCAGUCUCUCCUGCUGUCUCUUUCAGUUCCCACGUAUAACUAUGAAGAGGCUGAAACAAGUAUAAGGACAGCUAAUUGUUCAGCAUUUUAAAGCCACCUGAAAAGCAAAGAAUAUCCUGUCCUCAGGAAUUGAUCAAUUCAGUUUGCACUUAUCUUUCUCAAAUUGUAACUGAGCCUUCCCUUAUUUCAUAAUACAUAAUAUAGAGGUAUGGUAAAAUAAAGUUUACAUGAUUAAAAGUAAUUAUUCAGAAUGUUAAAGGAUGUUAUUAGGAAAGAUCCACUGUACUUUUAGAACAGGUUUUGGUGGUUUUACUUGUAGUUAUCUGUUUUUUGACUGCUAAGGUCUAGAUCUCGGCCAUGCAAAACACAUGGCUAAUUGUAGAUCUGAAAAAAUUUAUUAUUGUAAUGAUUAUUCAGUAUCUGCUCAAACUUUGGCUCUUAGCACAAGUCAUUAUUUAUUUCACUACAUCUCUGGCUUUAGUCUUCUCUUGUACUAUCAGAACAAGGUCAGGUAUUAUUGUUUCUCACUUUUUCUAAAACUGAGUCCUUACUCGAAGGGGAAAAGGAGGAAGAUGUUUUAUUCACCAAUUUUAAGCAGACAUUGGCAUUAAAAAGAAUAAAUAUAAUAAAUAUCUCAAAUUAUAAAUAUAAAGAACUCAGCAAUUUAGGAUAUCUAACGAUAGUUCAAGUACAAAGGAAGGAAAAAACACAGGAAGUCUUCAAUAUUAACUGCUAUUCUCACAUCCCCAAUGUGGUAAUGUACCUGAGAGUGACAAUUCUGUGUUAAUCUAAGAGUGUAUUUAUCUACAUCUAUGUUUUGUAAAGCUACGUAAAGCACCAUAUACAGAGGUAAGAUUGUUAAUUAUUUUUUUAUAUCUUAAAAAUAUCAUGCCAGGAAUCAUGAAGUAAAACAUAUUUAUUUCAUUUAAAAUUAUUUAUUUAUCUACCUGUAUGUCUGUCUGUCUAUUUAUUUAUUAUUAUUAUAAUUUUUUAAGUUUUGUAUUCAAACUAUUAUGAAAGCGUUGAUAACAUGUCAUUAGAUUAGUUGAUUUAGAGAUACCAAAGGUGAUAUGUGCGACUACAGAAUCUGCCUUGGUAUUUUUAAGCUUUUUUUUUUUUUUCUUAAACUGUAGUUUAAUGUUGAAUAAUAACUGUAUUUGAACAUUGUGCCAAAAAUAUAAUAAUAUCACUGAACUACGUGCCAUUUGUAAAUUUUAGGGCUAACAAUCAGCAACAUGUAAAAAUGCAGCUGUUCUCUAUAAUUAUAUAAUGAUCAGUUCAGGGCUUGAUAAUAUUUUGUCUACAAGUACACUAAAGUACAAGACAGGUCAGUGUAUUCCUAAUUAAAUCCCAUUGUAUCAUUCCAAAUUAGUUAGUAAGAUUAUAUUUAAUAUUCUUUAACAUGAUCACUCUUUUUCAUUGGAAUUUCAUAAAUCAGCUAUUUUUAUAACACAGUAGUUGAAAAGUUGGUGUUCUUUUAACACAGCCCCAAAAAUUAAUUUAUGUCUCACCAAGAAUGACGAUGUAGCUAUACAUUUCUGAAAAUAAUACAGGUUUGAAAAUGUUGCUGGGAGACCUCCAAGAGCUGAGGUUUUCAUCUUGGUUGCUGGGCAUGGAUAUAGACCCAGUUUUUCAAAAUCUUACUGGCAGUCAUAUUGUCCUGAGUGCAGGGCUUUGUGGGCCUUACUGAAAAUACAUACAUUUUUAGCAGAAAUUUGAGCAUAAUAAUGCUGUUAUUGUAAAAAUAUCGAAUAUUAGAUAAGUUGUCUCAGAAACCAUGUGAUGUAUCGAAUGACAUCACAAUAGAUUUAAAUGUUACAGGAGAAGCCAUAAUUGAAAGAAAAUAUUUUAACGAUCAAGAUGCAUUUACCUUGUUUUCCUUGUUUUUUUUUUUGUGGUUUUUUUUUUUAUGAAAAAUAUUUAGAGAAAUAAAUGUGGUUUAUUUUUUAUCACAAAAAUGUUCAAAUUUAAAACAGACUAUUUCAAAUUUUUAAAAAUGAUUUCAAGUUUAUAAGCUCCUCUUGCUACAUCUUAUACCGAUGUGUUUUAUCAUUGUGACAUUUAAAUUUUGAGAGCCUUGCAGUUCAGUACAAUAUUGCUGCCAAAUAGUAAAUCCAAAUAAAAUCAACAUAUUACACUCACAAUCACAAUGACAUAUAACUAUUGUACUUAAAGAAUGCGAUGAUGAACUAUUUGGACACUUUUAGACACUUUUCAGAGGAUCAAUCUAGUUUUUAACAUCUAUAUUUUGGUAUUGUGAUAUGAUAAACAUUUUGCAAUAACAGCUAAUGGAGUCAUAUCAAAAUUUGUUCGAGGUGUUCUGAACAUGUUCUGUGAUACAAGUCACGGUUUUGUGUGUGACUGGAUCAGCAGUGAGUUUACUGUUUUUCUCAGGCCUCAUCACGAUAAACAUGUGUAUUUUAACCAGGCCUGAGAAAAUAAAUCUAGACCUUUUGUGUGUAGGUGUGGGAUCAUAGAGAACUUCAUUGUGCCAUAAGUGAUUUUAGUCCACUCUUUUAAAAUAAUGUUUAGCUAUAGUGGAAUUUUAAAGGUACAGUAGCACAUACUAACUUGAAUCCUGUGUUGACUUUGAUUGCGUGGGGCCGCUUUGGAGUGUAAAUACUUUUUUUGUUUGUUGGUUUUAUGUUUUUUUUAUUUAAUUUUUUUUAUAUCUUUCAUACUCAUAAACUCGUUCAUAUCAGGGUAAAUCUAAACAGCCCUUUGAUACAUUUACAUUACAUCUUAGACCCAGGUUAACUACACUGAAAUUUUAAUGUGGUGAGCAAUCAUCUGAAAGUACUGUAAAUCCAAAUUUAGCAAGAAGUAUAAGUAUACUGUAAGUACAUUUUCCAUUAAAGGAAUAGUUCACCUCAAAAUCUUCAUUUACUUGGCCUCAUGUUGUUCCAGACCCAUUGUUCUGUGGAACACAAAAAAGAGAUUUUCAUUCAAUGAAAGUGUAAAGUGACUGAUGCUGUCAGUCCCUAACAUUCUUCCUUUUAUGCUCUUCGAAAGAAAUGAAGUCCAACAGAAUUUUCAUUUUUGGGUGAACUAUCCCUUUAAAGGAAUAGUUCACCCAAAAAUGAAAAUUCUCUCAUCAUUUGCUCACACCUAUGCCAUCCCGGAUGUACAAUACAAUUCAAGUGAAUGGGUACCAAAAUUUUGAAGCUCCAAAAAUCACAUAGAUAGAAAUAAAAGUUUGCUCAAAGAUCAAUGUCUUCAGAAGUGUGGGUGAGAAACAAAUCAAUAUUUUAGUCAAUGUUUACUAUAAAUUCUCCUCCCUACUCUUUCACUUUCGCAUUCUUCUUCUUGUGUUUUUGGUGAUUCACAUUUUUCAUGCAUAUCGCCCCCUACUGGGCAAGGAGAAGAAUUUCAGAAAUGGACUUAAAUAUUGAUGUGUUUUCAAUUCUGAAGAUAUGGAUUUAACCACUGGAGUCUUAGAGAUUACUUUUAUGCUGUCUUUAUGUGCUUUUUGGAGUGUCAAAAUUUUAGCACCCAUUCACUUGCAUUGUAUGGACCUACAGAGCUGAAAUAUUCUUCUAAAAAUCUUAAUUUGUGUUCUGCAGAAGAAAGUCAUACACAUCUGGGAUGGCAUGAGGGUGAGUAAAUGAUGAGAGAAUUUUCAUUUUUGGGUGAAAUAUUCCUUUAAGGCAACUAUAAACCUCUUAGUUAUGGAAUAUCACCUCUCAUCAAGUGUUUAUAAUUCUGUUUUUCAUCUUGACUUGGAAUGGUACUUCACUUGAAGAGGGUUAUCCAGUAACCUAAAUGAAAAUUGAAUGACCUGUGCUAUACUGACAGUAGAAUUACAUUGUCAUAACAAAGCUUAGGCGAAGCUUAAUGACUGUGAUGUACUGUACAUUAAUGUGAAUGUGUCUCAAAUGUGUCAAAGAGAGAGAGAGUGAGAGAGAGAGAGAGAGAGAGAGAGAGAGCUGCCCAUGCAUAGACUCUUUACUGGAGACUGCUGUUCUGAAGCUUCUUAAACUGUCAUUCUCUCGAACUGUCUUACUCUCUGUACGAAUGUACCACACAAAGAUGGACUUGUAAAAUGCUCAGAAGAGGUGAUUUACACUCAAUGUUUCUAAAAGAUGUGUUAAUGUUAAUGUUUUGUCUUAAUUUCAAUUCAAUUUUUGGAUUGUUUCUUUAUAUACAGUAUUUACAUUUUAUUGUAAGUAUGUAAUUCUGUGUAUGUACAUAUAUAGGUAUGCAGUUACAGUCAGCUUCUCCUGUGUUCGUUUGUGUUAAUGCAACAGACACUAUACUUUUGCCACAGCCAUUUGUAGAAAGAGCAACAUCUUGACGGUUAUUCUAUUAGAUGGACAUUACAAUCUCUACAAACGGAUCAGAGACCUCCUAUAGUCAGUUGAUGUUGCAGUCGCAACCCUUCCCCAUUCUUACAAUGCAAAGCAGGCAUGCCCCAUGUUGAAUGUUAUUUUCAGUCAUGUAAACUUUUGAAGAGGAAGGCUUGUAUAAUACAAAUAAAUGUGAUUAAAUGUAAUGUCAACAUUAAAAUGGGAAAUGUAAAGAAGUGUUUGCUGUGAUAUGUGUUCGUUUGAACAACAGAAAACUAGAUAGAUAGAUAGAAAUACAGAGAGACAGACAGACUGACCGACAGACAUGGUAGUCCAUGGUUAGGCGACUGUUUGAAUGUCCAACUGCAACGCCUUAUCUUUCUCCCAAGUAUCAAGUAGGGUAGAAAGCAUUGUGUUCAAGUACGGAACUAAACAUCACAAUCCUAACUUUAAACUUUAAA
Myxocyprinus asiaticus (Chinese sucker) is the source of this 9360-nucleotide messenger RNA. RefSeq names its product fibroblast growth factor receptor substrate 2-like. Lineage: Eukaryota; Metazoa; Chordata; Actinopteri; Cypriniformes; Catostomidae. The coding region runs from base 378 to 2255 and encodes 625 amino acids. Gene Ontology annotation, biological process: cell surface receptor protein tyrosine kinase signaling pathway. Gene Ontology annotation, cellular component: cytoplasm. The transcript has 8 exons. The record is from RefSeq and is a predicted model, not a curated record.